GGGGCAACGAGGCGGUGGUGGCCGAGUGUCCGCUCCGAGGGCCCCCGAGCGUGCCCUCACCGGAGGUGGGCGGCUCAGCGAAAGGUUAAUAAUGCUUGUAAGCCAGAGGUGAAAGUGGCUCAGCAGAGCAACAUCAGGAAGUCUGGCAGACUGGAAGAGAACAGCUGCCCCUGUGGGCAGCUGCGAAGUCUGAAGCAUGGAGGAAAGUAAGAAUGAGAAGGUGAACCAGGCUCAUGUUCUCUUCGACAGAUUUAUGCAGGCUUCAACCUGCAAGGGGACUCUCAAGGCUUUCCAAGAGCUCUGUGACUACCUAGAAUUAAAGCCCAAGGACUAUCGUUCUUUCUAUCACAAACUCAAGUCCAAGCUCAAUUACUGGAAAGCCAAAGCCUUAUGGGCCAAAUUGGAUAAGAGAGGCAGCCAUAAGGAUUAUAAGAAGGGGAAAGCAUGCGCCAACACGAAGUGUCUGAUAAUUGGGGCUGGACCCUGUGGCCUUCGAACAGCCAUCGACCUGUCGUUCCUGGGAGCCAAGGUGGUGGUCAUAGAAAAGAGGGAUGCCUUUUCCCGCAACAAUGUGCUGCAUUUGUGGCCGUUCACUAUACAUGACUUGAGGGGUCUUGGCGCCAAGAAGUUUUAUGGCAAAUUCUGUGCAGGAUCCAUAGACCAUAUCAGUAUCCGUCAGCUCCAGCUUAUCCUUUUGAAGGUUGCCUUGAUCUUGGGAAUAGAGAUCCAUGUCAAUGUGGAAUUUCAAGGUCUUGUUUACCCUCCCGAGGACCAGGAGAAUGAAAGAAUAGGUUGGCGUGCAUUGGUUCACCCAAAAACACAUCCAGUAUCUGAGUAUGAGUUUGAAGUAAUCAUUGGAGGGGAUGGCAGGAGGAACACCUUAGAAGGGUUUCGCCGAAAAGAGUUCCGUGGUAAACUAGCAAUUGCUAUCACAGCAAACUUCAUCAAUCGCAACACCACAGCUGAAGCCAAAGUAGAAGAGAUCAGUGGUGUGGCCUUCAUAUUCAACCAGAAGUUCUUCCAGGAACUACGAGAAGCCACAGGUAUUGAUUUGGAGAACAUUGUCUACUACAAAGAUGAUACACACUACUUUGUCAUGACAGCCAAAAAACAGAGCUUGCUGGAAAAAGGAGUGAUACGGCAUGAUUAUGCUGACACAGAGUUACUACUCUCACGGGAGAAUGUGGACCAGGAGGCUCUACUAAACUAUGCCAGAGAAGCAGCUGACUUCUCCACUAAUCAGCAGCUGCCAUCACUGGAUUUUGCCAUCAAUCACUACGGCCAGCCAGAUGUGGCUAUGUUUGACUUCACGUGCAUGUACGCGUCAGAGAACGCAGCCCUGGUGCGAGAGCAGAAUGGCCACCAGUUACUUGUGGCACUGGUGGGGGACAGCCUUUUAGAGCCAUUUUGGCCAAUGGGAACUGGAAUAGCCAGGGGUUUUUUGGCUGCAAUGGACUCUGCUUGGAUGGUACGAAGUUGGUCGCUUGGAGCUAGUCCUUUGGAAGUUCUUGCAGAGAGGGAAAGUAUUUAUAGGCUACUGCCUCAGACCACCCCUGAGAAUGUGAGUAAAAACUUCAGCCGUUACAGCAUUGAUCCUGCCACCCGGUAUCCCAAUAUCAACGUCAACUUCUUGCGACCACAGCAGGUACGCCACUUGUAUAAUACAGGAGACUUGAAAGACAUUCACCUGGAAAUAGAGAACUUUGUGAACUCCAGGACACCAAAACUGACUCGAAACGAGUCUGUAGCUCGCUCUAGUAAACUACUCAGUUGGUGCCAGAGGCAGACGGAUGGAUAUGCUGGUGUUAACGUGACAGACCUCACGAUGUCAUGGAAAAGCGGCCUAGCUUUGUGUGCCAUUAUCCACAGAUACCGUCCAGAUUUAAUAGACUUUGAUUCUUUGGAUGAGCACAAUGUGGAGAAAAAUAACCAACUGGCCUUCGACAUUGCCGAAAAAGAGUUUGGAAUAUCUCCCAUUAUGACUGGAAAGGAGAUGGCAUCUGUGGGAGAGCCAGAUAAACUGUCAAUGGUGAUGUACCUCACACAAUUCUAUGAGAUGUUCAAAGACACCAUCCCCUCUAGCGAUAGUCUGGACUUGAAUGCAGAAGAAAAAGCUGCCCUAAUUGCCAGUAGCAAAUCACCUAUCUCUUUUCUGAGCAAACUGGGACAAAGCAUAUCUCGAAAACGCACUCCAAAGGACAAAAAAGAAAAGGAACUGGAUGGUGCAGGAAAGAGGAGAAAAACCAGCCAAUCUGAGGAUGAGGACAUCCCACGAAGCUACAGAGAAGAAAGGCCCACACUGGUGAGUGCCCUGACAGAGAGAAGAAUUGAUGCUGCCAUUGGGAACCAGAACAAAGUCAAGUCUAUGGCAACCCAACUACUGGCCAAGUUUGAAGAGAAUGCACCAGUACAGUCCUCAAGCUUACGAAGACAGCAACCUGUUCUGCCUUAUCAAGAACGUGUUCACAACCAACCAUCCAGCAGACGAGAGCAGGGCCGUCUUGCUCCCAUACCCCAGUGGAAACAGAUGAGGAAUAAGGAACGUUGUCGGACCUGCCCCAAAAAAGUGAUCAUGCUCUCUUCUUCCACUCCACCUUCCUCUCCACCGUAUCCCAGGCUGCAGAGAUACAGGGAACCUGGUGCUGACUAUCCUGGGGAGCAGAGUCCCAGACAGGAAAGGAGAUCCCCUCGUUUGUUUUCUGAUGACCAAGUACCUGAGAGUGUUGAGCAAAGGGCAUGUCAGCUGGCUGCCCAUCUGGAGUCCAGACGUGCAGUGAGGCAUCAGCCUGAGACUGAACCGUCUCGCCGAUUCUUUGUUGACCAGUGGGAGCUCUCCCUUAGCCUCCGUUCUUCUAAUCGCCCUUCUUCACCUUCAUCUGACUCUCUUCGACAGAAGUAUAUAAAGAUGUACACAGGCGGAGUGAGCUCAUUGGCUGAGCAGAUAGCCAAUCAGCUUCAAAGGAAAGAGCAACCCAAAACCCUUCUAGACAAGAAGGAACUGGGCUCGCUCAAAAAGGAGUUCCCCCAAAACCUGGGAGGCAGUGAUGUCUGUUACUUCUGCCGCAAGCGAGUCUACGUGAUGGAAAGGCUGAGUGCGGAAGGCAAAUUCUUCCACCGCACUUGCUUCAAGUGCGAAUACUGUGCGACAACUCUGCGCUUGUCGUCUUAUGCCUAUGAUAUUGAAGAUGGUAAAUUUUACUGUAAGCCUCACUACUGUUACCGACUCUCUGGUUAUGCUCAACGGAAGAGGCCAGCAGUGGGUCUUCCAUCAGGAAAGGACACCAAAGGACCUCUGCAGGACGCCAUGGCGAGUGAUGGAAGUGGACGAGCAAAUACCAUCUCCACCUCAGCAGAGAGGGCCCCAGGUUCUAAUGUAAAUGGACUGGAAGAGCCCAGCCUCGCUAAGCGACUGCGUGGCACACCGGAACGGAUUGAGCUGGAGAACUACCGACUGUCACUGCAGCGGGAGGAAGAACUGGAAGAGGUUCCCGAGGAGACCCUAGCAGAACAUAACCUAAGCAGUGUGUUGGACAAAGGAACAGAAGAGGAUGUGCCCAGCAGUAGUUCAGAGUCUGAGAUGGAGGAGGAAGAUGAGGAGGAAGAUGAUGAACUACUGCUGCCUCAGCAACCGCCUUCAGACUUGGGUGGCGUGCCAUGGAAAGAGGCUGUGCGUAUCCAUGCCCUCCUGAAGGGAAAGAGUGAAGAAGAGAUUGAAGCUGAAGAAAAUCAUGACAUUGAGGACAAAGAUUAUGAGGAGGAGGAGGAGGAAGAUGAAGAGGAGGAAGAUGAGUCGAGUGAAGCAUCCGACCUUCCCUCCGUACGCCAUGAGGCGGUACAGGCGUGGCUGGAGACGGUCCCUGGAGCUCCAUGUGAGGAGAAUGAUGUGGAGGAUGAGCUGGGCACUGAGCCUGCAGACACAGAAGGACAGGCGUGUGAAGAGGGAGACACGGGUGCAGAGCUGGAUGACGACGACAUCCCAUCUGAUGCAGAAGCAGAGUUUCGCUUACAUCAAAGUGGCGUAGAAGAGCCAGAACUAAAAGUCUCUGAAGAUGAAGAAGAUGAAGAAGACGAAGAAGGAGCAGAAGGUGCUUCUUGCAGUGUAACAGAAGAUCCAUGCAAGCCAUCCAUCCCCAUCCAGUCAUCUAGUGACAGUAUUCUUCCUCUGUCUCCAGCUGAUAGUCCCAAAGCAAAACAAGCAGAGGAUGUGAAAGAUCCUCUGGCUGAAAUACCCCGGGCAAUAAAAUCUCCAAAGGCACGCUUUUUCCCUGAGCCUUUCCUUCUUGAAGAAGGAUCAAAGGGUGAAAUUCCCAAAGACAGGAAAGUUAAGAGCCCUUUGGUGCCAUCAUCUCCAGUGUUAUCACAACCGGUUGCAUCACCAGAGAGCGUUGCACCUACAUCACUAGCAGAGUCUCGGCCAGCAGCACCGACAUUGGCUUCCUCCCUAACAUCUGCUCAAAUGCCUAUCUGUUCCCAGCCUUUGCCUUCUGCUGAAACAUCCAUUCCGUCCCCAGUGGAGACUCCAGUGUGUUUCCAACCGGUUCCAGCCUUAACGUCUACUCCUUUAGCCAAACUCGUCCUUAGGGGCCAGGGUAGCGAGGUGGAAAAACUGGGGAGCCCUACUACUGCAGAAGAAGCCCUGAAACGGAGUAACCUUGUAGAAGAGUUCUGGAUGAAAAGUGCUGAAAUUCGAAGGAGCUUAGGGCUCACCCCAGUAGACAGAAACAAACACUCAGAAACGAACUUUACUGUGUCUGCCCUUGAGACAACUCCUCUAAAGACUUUUAAUAGCGAGACUAUUUCAGGAGAUGAAAGGGCCCGUCUUCUCAAACCCCAGCCUGCCCCAAGAAGACAGGGAUUGUCCAAGUUGGAAAACGAACAGAUUUCUCUGCUCACUCCAAAGUCUCCGUCAGAAAAAGAGCUAAAGAGUUCCAAUGAAGUGAGGAGAGAUGUAUCUAGCAGUUCUGGACUUGGCCUUCAGGAGAGUUCAUCUAACAUGAGAACUAUGGCUAGCCAGAGCUUCAACACUUCUGACUCUACCAUGCUUACUCCUCCAUCUAGUCCACCACCACCACCUCCUCAGGGUGAAGAACCAGCCACUUUACGCAGAAAGAGAUAUCAAGCAGUCUGGCAGAAUGAGGUUGAAGCCAGGUCACCUCCAACACCAGCAUCAACACCUCCUGCUCCACCACGCCGUGAGCUGGCCUCUGCUGCCAAAGAGUCGACCCAGCCCAAAAAAGACGACGUGCGGAAGUCUUUUGCAGAGAGUGUGGAUGAGAUUCCAUUUGCUGACGAUGUAGAAGACACAUAUGAUGACAGAACAGAGAACUCAAGCCUUCAUGAUAAGUUCUUCACACCUCCUACCAGUAGGCCAAAGCCAGAGAAACCGCUUCUUUUGCCCUUGGUCAAAGAAAAUGGUGGUCCACCCUCAAUGGAACAAAAGAAGAGAGCGUUGCCUGAAAUUUCUGCGGAGGCCAAAGAGCUUGCUGAGGAAAGAAUGAGAGCCAGAGAGAAGUCUGUCAAGAGUCAAGCACUGCGUGAUGCCAUGGCUAAACAGUUGUGUAAGAUGAAAGAUAUGGAAAUGGCUGCAGCUGCUGCUGCUGGGACCACAAGGGCACGAAAGGCAUCUUCUAUGCCCUUAAAGACCAAAGAGUUGUUUUAUGACUCUCCAAAGCAUCUGGCCUUGAAACUAGCAGAGGGAUCCACACGAAAGCAUGAUGCUGCUAGUGAGAAGUUCUCCACACCUGCUGCUGAUGUGGCUGGACCUGAAGGGUCUGUCACCUCCUCAGAAGGCUCCAGUGGGAAGAGUAAGAAGAGAACUUCUCUUUUCUCCCCUCGUAAGAACAAAAAGGAGAAGAAAUCAAAAAAUGACAGCAGGCUCUCUGACAAAUCCAGUGGUGGGACAGAAGAAUCAGCCAAGCCUAGGUCAUUGUGGAAGUCUGUUUUCUCUGGAUAUAAGAAAGACAAGAAGAAAAAGGCUGAUGACAAAUCCUGCCCAAGUACUCCCUCAAGUAGUGCCACUGUGGAUUCUGGCAAGCACAAAGCUUCUCCAUUGAUUACAGCUGCAGAUUUGCAGCUCCGUCAACACUUGAGCUUCUCAGAGGACUCUGACCUCUCCAGUGACGAUGUUCUGGAACGCUCCUCCCAGAAAUCCAAACGAGAGUCGAUUUAUGUACCACACGCCUUGGCAUUCAAGAGAUCAUACUCGUCAAAGAGAGCUUACACGGAAGAGGAACUGAAUGCCAAGCUGACCCGGCGAGUACAGAAAGCUGCCCGUAGACAAGCCAAGCAAGAGGAGCUAAAGAGGUUACACAGAGCUCAGAUCAUCCAGAGGCAGCUUGAACAAGUGGAAGAAAAACAGCGGCAACUUGAGGAGAGAGGGGUUGCUGUGGAGAAGGCUCUUCGGGGAGAAGCAGGCAUGGGUAAGAAGGAUGAUCCCAAACUGAUGCAGGAGUGGUUCAAGCUGGUGCAGGAGAAGAAUGCCUUGGUUCGCUACGAGUCCGAACUGAUGAUAUUUGCCCGGGAGCUGGAACUGGAAGACAGGCAGAGUCGGUUACAGCAGGAGCUUCGGGAGAGGAUGGCAGUAGAAGAUCAUCUGAAGACAGAUGAGGAGCUCGCAGAGGAGAAGAGGAUCCUGAAUGAGAUGCUAGAAGUAGUGGAGCAGAGAGAUUCUCUCGUGGCUCUUCUUGAGGAGCAGCGGCUUCGAGAAAAAGAAGAAGACAAGGACCUGGAGGCAGUCAUGCUUUCCAAAGGUUUUAGCUUAAACUGGUCCUGAGCUUAACACAUUUACCUCUGCUGGUCUGUGUUGUCCAGUUGGCCUACCCUGAGUUCGCCAGAAUUACAUGGAUAGGAAGAUGUUGAAGGGGAAACCUCCGAAGGGUGCGACAGCAUGCAGAGAUUUGGUGUGAAGCACUCGGAAGCCUUUUGAUAAGUGUGUUGGUUCCAGAAGCUGAAGUUUUACAUGUCUGCAAGCCAAGUUGGAGAUAGUGAGUUGAGACUGUGGAGUCUCCUUGAGGUCCUGUACAGUGGACCGUAUUUUUGUGUUGUGGGUAGGAGAGAGAGGAAUAAUCCAUGUGUGGGGAAGGAGGUUAAGGGAAGAAGUACCCUUAACUAAACUGGAUUUGUGGCAGUCCAUUCCUUCCCCGUUUGUAUUACACCAGUUCUAAUAAAAGGGAGGGAAGUGGCAACCCUCUCUGGAAAACCACAGCAGCCUGUAGCAGCCUGUAUGGUGGAGUCAGCUGUUCAAGAGAGCUCCAGAAGCCCAGGGCAACACCUUUUUUGCUUUAGUCUUGCUCCCCACCAAAGAAACCUGUAGUUGAUCGUUACGCAUGGAUAUGAAGAAAUACAAGAUGGAGAAGAUACUACUAUUGCGCGUGAUAGAACUCUCUGCCUCCUGGCUUUUAGAGAGAUUUGGGCAUCAGAGGACUCUCUCCCUAUCGUAGCCUCCCAAAUCAUCAUCUUCUUGUGGGGAAAAAGGAGGAGAAGAAGAAGAGAGGGAAGAUGCCCUUCUGCUGUGCUACACACUGGAGAGACAGCUAACUGCUGGCCUUAGUCUUCAUGGCCGCAGCUCAGAGGCUGGUGGGCUUCUUUGUUCUGUCUUUAUUGUGACUGUUUUGACACUGGAAAAUACUGACUGUGGGACAGUGGUAAGUGUGUGCUGGGGCAGGGGUGUUACCAGGCAGCAUUCCCUGGCUGUGAGGCCCUUCCGAGGGAGAAGCCCUUAAAUGACUGAACCACCAUUAAGACUUUUUCAGUGUUUUUAUUAUUUUUUCCUCUAUAUUUUGUUUUUGCACAUUGGAAACGAAACUUAAGACUUGCCUGGGCCCUCAGUCACUUUGACCCUUUUAUGUCCAUUAACUUAUUUUAUAAUACUUGAAAGAAGAUCCAUUUUUAUAUCUUUUAGGGAAAAAAUGGACGAGUGAUGGGUGUGUGUGCCUGCUGCAUCCUACAACUUCCACUUCUAAAUUACUGGACGUUGUUACCUGUGGCUAUUUAUUAGUGUUCUUAUUAAUGAUUUGAUUGUUACGCAUAUUUGAUUGUGGAGGGAGUGUUUUAAGUCUGUUAGAGAAGGCACUACUGUGGAUUGGGGCCCUACUUCACAGCAGGGGCAGCCUUUACGUACCCACAGAUGCAUCCUGCCCUAGGGGUUUUCCUUUAUGACAAAAUCCUGCGCACUCAUGGAGUUGUAAGAAUCUCUUUGUGUUCCUAGGAUACUUUUCUGCAUCCCAGAUUCCCUCUGUUGGACUAAUAAACCCAUAAUUUAUUUAAAUUUUACAUUUUUAUAACAAGAAAGCCAAAACUGUGAGAUAGAAAUAUCUCAUAUGUCUUUCUCACUGAAAGAGGGGAUCCUCACACUCUACAGCUAGAGGAACCUCCACGAAAACAAAAAUAGCACAUUUCCUGCUGCAUCUGUUGGAAGAAGCUCCUUUUGGCUCAGGUAGUGAAGCUGCUGCUUUUCAGCCAAGAGGGUUCUUAUUGUAACCAUAUGUUAACCAAGGAGCAGGAUACGCAGGGAGCGACUCAGCACCGCUGGCUGUGUGACAGACUCCCUGAGCACGAGGUCCAUGCUGCAUCCCGCAGAGCUGAAGCAGCACCAUGUGCUGGGUACAUGUCCCAUCCUUACUGGCACGGGCAGAGAGGGAUUUUUCCCCCCUUGGGAUGCUGACUAUGUUCUUUUCUUGUUAAAGAAGUCCUAAGGCUACUCCCCGAUGUUUUUAAGGAAGUCUCCCAUUCCAAAGCAUAUUCAUACAGCCUACUGAUUUUUUCAGCCUGAACUUAAAAGGCACCCAAGCAGGGCUGAGCAUCCUUUAAUCCUUUGCCCCAGGCCAGAAGUUAUCAUGGUUUCUUGCUGUUGGCUCCCUACUUCCUUCAAAAGAGAUCUUCUGUAAGCCAGAGUCCACGAUUUGAAUUCACCUCUGACUUAGGAGCAUACCUCAGGCUGAAGAGGAGUGAGUAGGAGUGUCCCCAGAGAUUCUGAGUGGUGCUGGUUGUUAACUGUGGAAACAGCUUUUUCCUGCCUCAAGUGUUCCCCCUUUAUCUCCACGAGUGUUUUUGGCUACAGCAUUACAAAUGAAACCCAGAUGCUUAUGAAACCAUGCAGAGGGUCCAACAAACGGAAUCCCCCCGACUGCCCAGCUCAGGGGGCAGCUACACGACUCAAAUUGGCAAUGGUAGUUUACAUGGUCUGCAUCGGCGGGGCUGGUGGAAGCCAGAGAGGAGGAGGAAAGAAAGAGGGAAGCUAAAUACGUAGUUUAUUGUAAGCUGCCUUGCACAGAGAGUUGCCCUCAGUCCAUUUGAUAGUGCACUAGGUAUGUGGACUGUGUCCAACUUUUAAUAAAAGAUCAUCGAAUGUGACCCAUAGAACAGAAAAAUCUUGAAGAAGAAACCCAGGAUCACUGCUUUUCCCUUUCGUGCUGGGGGGAGGCUGGGCAGAUCUUUGCAAUCUUUGGAGAGUGGUAUCACUGGAAGGCAUAAUGCUCCACUGCGGGGUUAACACCAUAUCUUCUAAAUGUGAGCUCUGUAGGUGAUGCUGAAGGCCUCCAGCAGCCAGGAUGAAGAGCUAACGUCGCACACACAAAUUAAUGAAACAUACACGAAAGGGAAUGUUAAAAGGCCUUUUUAUAUCAAAAUGGUUGUAAAAGGCACAACUUGUAUUUGCUGUUCAGUUGCACUUUAAGAGUUUGACUUGCAUAUCAGAUACUGGGGUUUUUUUACUAUCUGAAUAUUUUUAAUUCAAAUUUUGUAUUUUCAAAGCUGAAGAAGGCUCUUGUGACAAGAAGAUCCCUUAUUUGUAUUGGAAUCCAAGCAGAAUGUCCUAGCUCUUUGUGCAGCCCAGGUGGGCAGCAGCACAUGCCUCAGCCACGUGCGUUCAGUGCCGUGUGUCCGUCUGGUGUGUGAGGGGAGCGGGAAGGCCCUCAGCCUCCGAGCAGCGGGCACGCGAGGGCACUGUCCCCAAAUCAGGGCCAGCCGCUGCCUCCCUGCAGUAGGCAGGAGGAGAGCAGAGCUUGGAGCUGAACCUGUGUGUUCCUUUUGAGAUGGGCAAGCACUUCAGUCCCCUACGGGGAAGGGAAGGGGGAUAGCACCUCCUGGAAGCACCUGGGAGGCAGACAGGGACAGGGGAGCUAGGAUUGCCAAAACAAGUAACCUGCUUUUUUCCCAGUACAACUAUUGGGUUUUACUGUUCUGUUCCUUUUAACCACAUUUUCAUUAAAACCGAAAUGGCUGUAAAAUCCCGAGCUUCAAAGGACUGAUGCGUGGGGGAGGUGGCAAGACGUUUCAGCUCCAACUUCCAGACCUAUUCCUUCUUUUCAGUUAGCUGAUACCCCAAGGUCUCGCUAGGGCACGUUACAAACUGCAUUGCUGAACACAUUUUAGAGCAAAAGGCAAGUUUGAAAAGCCUGUCCUUCUCUGUAUCCGUCUCUGCAUUUUAUGUAAAUAUUUGUUUGUAUGUAAAGACACCAGUGGGUCCUUGGGUUAUCCCCACGGUCAAGAAUCUGAGUUUUGUGCAAUGCCUAGGCCUCUCUUAGAACACGGUGCUUGCGUAGAGCUAGUCACCACAUUUGUGUGCACUCCGGUGGUUGUUUAAUAUUUUUAUACAUCCUAAUCCUGAACAUUAUGAAGUAUUAUAAGUGGUCUAGACUGCAUGAUCUAGAGCAGCCGGCAGUUCCAUUUUCUUAGCAGCUGUUCCUAAAAUGUUCACGGCUACACCUCGUUUGGUUAACAUUCUUUUGAGUUUUCAGUUAAGCGUUUACACCAGACACCAGUGGACGAGGAAGGUGUUGCGUUCUAUAAAAUCUCCCGUGUACAGUUUGUACAGUACAAACUGAAAAGCCACAACAUGGCUUUAUGAGAAUGUCAGUCAUUAUUGUCUGCAAUAAAGAGAACUCUAAAACAUACUAAAAACCAGCCUGUAUAUAGUUCACAGAGAAGGAGAUCGCUGGUGCUCAACAGUUGCAAAAUAACAGAGAUUAAGAGCUUUCCAGAAGUUCCUGCUUUUGGGUAGCUCAGAGUACUGCUACAGGCAGGGUGGCUAGCUGGGCAAAUGGGAAGGUGCUGAAAGCAGAUGUGAAGGGGAGGAUGCCGUGUUCUGAUGGCAGUGCAGUCAUUUAAAUACUCUGUAUCUGUGCGUGCAUGCAUGCGUGUGUGAAGUCUUAUCCAGGUGAAGGGAUCUGCUUUGGCAUCUUCCCUUUUGUGUGAAAGUGAACUCUGAUAUUCAGAUUGUUCAAGGCUUUUACGGUUGGCAUGUAUGGAGUGUUAACAGAAAAGCAUUAUACCCUACCUGUAAAAAAACCCAACUCUGUUCCAGCCUGUUUUCUUCUGUUUGGUUGUGUUUUAUCGUUUGUUUCUAUGCACACUUGCUUCGUUGGUGUUGAGAUUUUAGCACCUCAGAUGGCCAACUGAACUAAAAAAAAAAAAAAAGGAAGAAAAACAAUAAAGUCAUUAAUUAUUUUUUCUU
Molecule: messenger RNA, 11452 nt
Organism: Colius striatus (speckled mousebird)
Lineage: Eukaryota; Metazoa; Chordata; Aves; Coliiformes; Coliidae
Gene: MICAL3
Product: microtubule associated monooxygenase, calponin and LIM domain containing 3
Exons: 39
Coding region: 197-6772 (2191 amino acids)
Molecular function (GO): protein binding; FAD binding
Source: RefSeq, a predicted model, not a curated record